AUGCUGCACCAGUCCUGGGCGCUCUCGUUCGGAAGGGGGUGCCGGAUGUCAUUGGCCUUGAAGAGUCGAUUGCAGUUGUGGACAUCGCCGCGCGCACGGGCAUCGCGAACAGCACGUUUCUCUACAAGGCUUUGCGGUACAUGUCGUCUUUCAAGAUCUUUGAGGAGGUUGAAGGGCGUUGCUUUCGCCACACGGCGAGCUCCCUGCAGUUGCGGAAAGGUGGCGCAAUGCAUUUGCGUUGCCUUUGGCGCACUUCGACCGAGAAUUUCUGGGGCCGGCGGACUUUCCCUGGCCUGGGUCGACAAGAUGUGGAAUUCGGGCGGUUCGUCCGCGUUCCAGAUCGCAAUGAACAGCGACUUCUACACGUACAUGUCGGUCGAGAAGCCAGAGGAGGAAAUCAUCUUCGGCAGGUAUAUGAAACAGCUCAUGGCUUCGACGAUACCGGGCAUCGUGAAUGGCUACCAGUGGCCUGACAGUGGGGAUGUCGUUGAUCUGGGCGGCGGCACUGGCGACUUGCUCAAUCAGGUCGCGCUGGCGCGCCCAGGCUGCACAUGCCAUCUGCUGGACCUUCGCCCCGUUGUCGAGGAGGCCAAGCAGGCUGGGAUAGUCACUGCGAGGAAUGUCAAUUUUUCGCCUUGUGAUUUCUUCCAGGUCCUUCCCGUGCGAGCCAACCUCGUCAUCAUGAAACGCAUCCUGCACAAUUGGGACGACGGGCGCUGCGCCGAGAUACUCCGGAACGUCGCUGCUUCUGGUAAGCCCAAUCUGAAGGUGCUGGUCAUUGACUUCGUCAUCACUUCCGCGCCCAACACAUUCGACGAAAUGUUGCGCCAAGACAUUCAUAUGCAGCUGGUGUUCUCUGGACAGGAGCGGACCCUCGAUGAGUUCAAUGAUAUCUUCCAAAACGCUGGCUUCUCGAAAGUGUGUCAGCCCAUCGACUUCUACGGGGGGCCCUACAAAGGCAUGGUGAUUGAGCCUAUUUGCGAUGUGUCAGGUCAUGCUUAG
Prorocentrum cordatum is the source of this 1002-nucleotide messenger RNA. The record is from the annotation of a GenBank genome assembly. Lineage: Eukaryota; Dinophyceae; Prorocentrales; Prorocentraceae.